Chondrus crispus (carragheen) is the source of this 2304-nucleotide messenger RNA. RefSeq lists its product as hypothetical. The coding region runs from base 1 to 2304 and encodes 767 amino acids. NCBI's taxonomy places the organism in Eukaryota, Rhodophyta, Florideophyceae, Gigartinales, Gigartinaceae. Gene Ontology annotation, molecular function: nucleic acid binding. The record is from RefSeq and is a predicted model, not a curated record. The transcript has a single exon.
AUGCGCAAACGGAAGCGACGCGCCUCUCCCACGAAGUCUAAGGCUUUCGAGAAAAGGCCAGUUUCCAGACCUUCUGCGAGCCGCGUACGCCUUAUUUCGUUUAGCGAUGAAGUUGUUCCGUCAAGAAAGGCCGCCCAUGAAGCCGAGCGAGAUAUCAUCAGGUCUCUUGAGGACAGUGGGAGUAGUUCAGACGAAGACAUCCCUCGUCGAAAUACGCGAUCAUUUGCGCGUAAACAGCGCCGCAUCUACGAGAGAGAGAAGAAUAAGAUGUUGGGGCCCGACGCGAAUAUCGACGACUUGCGGCGCCAUUCGUAUAUAAUGCAAAUAUGGAUGGCAAAGGAGAAGGAAGGGGUAGUCAGGCGCAAGCACGUGCAUAAUUUCAACUCGCUUGAUCCUUUUGAAGACGAAAUCACUGUAGUAUUUCCGCCGCAAUCUGUUCGUCCUGCCGGGGACAAGGACGAAAUUCAAAAAGUCCACGAGAUACAGCCUGUUCGAAAGCGGAGGCGAACCGAAGCACCGGUCGAAAUCAGCGACGACGAAGUGCAGCUGGUGGAAAAGGUGCACGAAGAACCUUCGCCACGGUCCCGACCUCCAAAGCAGCCUGCCAUGGUAUCCAAAGCCUUUCAGCCGAAACCGCCAAAGCCAGAUGUUCCUCCGCAGUACUUGAAGGUCUUGACUGAGAAAAUAAAAGAUCUGGAAUGGGGCGACAUGGGCGACAACUUCACGGUUCUUGGCAAAAAGCAACGCUGGGAGAUGGACAGACCUUCCGUCAUGGACAGGCUAGCGCAAAAGACUCCAUUCGUGUUCGAAGAGUACGUAGAAACUCAGAAGCAGAAGUUGAAAAUCAAACAUCUCAACAACUUGCAGAAGCAAAAACAAGCUGCUGCGGAGCGAAAGGCUGCCGUGCAGACUCCGAAGUCCCAAGAGGGUUCCGGGCAGAACGACAAGGAGAAGCGACAGCAAGUGGAUGCAACAAAGGUCGAGGUAAUUGACGUAAAAUCUGAGAAGAAAGGCGAGUCCGACAAACAACGCAGGGAGCGCAAGGCCUUACACAAGAUUCAGGUAGCGCAGAAGCUUCGCGAGAGAGGGGCACAGACAUCCCCCACCACACGCCGGCUGAAUGCACUAGGAAGCCGCGGGUCAGCCCGAAAUGAGGUCUCGAAUCCAAACACCUGGAAUCACGUUCAAAAGACUAAGAAGAGCAAGAGCAACGGGGAUCUUUCGCGCGCGGAACUGCGUCGGUUGCGGCGGCAAGAGGAAGAUUAUCGCGAAAAGGAAGAUCCGAGGCACCCGGAAUACGUACCCAAGGCAUCAGCUUCUGCUGCGCAGAAACGGGAUAGGGUUGAUUUGAACCGGGAAAGCGAGGAGCGCAGGUUAGCGCAGUGGCUCAGUCAAACGCGCACAACAGAAGCCGAGAGGGAAGAGACAAAGGUACAAAAGAACGGCGAAGACAAACUUCAUAGACACUGGUCAAAACGGGCCCGACGCGCUGAGGCGCGAGAGCAAACCAGACGCUCCUUCGAUAGCACGAAAGAACGCGAGGAGCAAAAGCGAAAGUGGAACAAGUAUCUGGAACACCAGCGUCAACAGUGUAAUGGACGCGUCACAGAAGAAGACCAGCGUGGUCGCUCCCACUCCAACUGGCGCGAGAAGCCGAGCGGCUCGCGUGCAUCAGAACCGAGUCCUCAGGCACGCCGAGAAAGCGACAGAACACGCAGCCGUCGGGACGAUCUAGACAAGGUCUACACGCAAGCAUAUGGGAAUUCAGAACGGUCACCGCGACCCCAGGAACGUAUUCCUCGCCGACAUGCCCCGCAGCCACGCGAGGAACCCGAUCGAAGUGCUCAGGACCUGCAGCCUUCCGAGCCUAGCGCGGCCAAUGGCCGCCCCUGGCAUGCGUCACGGAGCGGGCCUGGGAAUGGCGACCGCAACGAACGUCGUUUACGCCGCCGUCGCGACAAUGGAAGACGCACUCGAGGCGAUUCAAGGAGAGGAGACGUGGGGCGCGAUUCUCAUCGCCAUCCUGCACCUGCGGACAAUACCCGAGGCUACGCCUCGCCCGACUCGCAACGGCGUUGGGACGGCGAGGCUACUGAGGGCCGUAAUCGCCGCGGGCGCGCUGGCAUUGGACGGGGAAGUACUGCUGCGAGCGGAGAAAACCAGAUUGAGCGGUCGAAUAAGGGCUUCGCGCUGUUAGAGAAAAUGGGAUGGAGGGAGGGAGAAGGACUUGGAAAGGAUCGAUCGGGGAGGACAGAGCCUCUUAAGCCGAAGAGGAGGGGAAACAGGUCCGGCCUGGGAGGAUAG